CAUAUUUGGCGUCCCUCUUCAUUGGUCUUUUCUUUCAAACAUUUCCCAGUUCUCUUUCACCUCCAAGAAGAGGUGAUCAAAGACCUUCCCGGCGGCAACGAACGAGGGCGUUAAAACCCUGACCUUAACCCUAACCCUAAUCCUAACCCUAACCCUAACACUAGCCCUGGUUUCGAUCGCCAUAUUCGAUCGUGAAGGCGAGAAGAGCGGCCUCCGGUAUCUUCUUGAUCUCACCUUCCAUGUGUGGAUCUUCCCGCCCCAUGGAGAAGCGGGGCCAAAGCCAUCAAGAACUCGUGUCUCGGUGGGAAUGCAUCCAGCGGGAGCAAGAGGACGACGAUCCCUCCCCCGAGGAGUUCCUCCGGAUCAAAAGAGCCAAGGAGCGGUGGUUUUCAGAUUCCUUUGACUUCUUGGUCAAUCUUCCAAAUGAAUACCAUAUCUGGUGUUCCUGUUCAGAAUUAAUGCGACCACUUUUGGAAACCUUCCAUGAUUACUUCAAGGAUACUAAUAAUAACUCACCUUGCAAAGUUAUAUGGAAGAGAAUUUCUCGAGAACUGAGGCACUGCACUCAGUGUAUAUGGCAACACCAUCAAGCCCAGGAAACUUAUGGUGCUGAAUAUGAAUUAGAUACUGUUGAUCCUCUUCUUAAAGUGUUAUAUUGUCUUGACGAAGAGAGGAUCACUGAGCAUCUUAAAGAAAUCAAUGCAGGAUUGCUGAAUAAAGAAUAUGAUCCUCAGUAUCAUGGCAAUGAAGUUGUCAGCGUGAUGUUUGAAGUGUUAACAUAUCCUAUACUGUUAGAUGACCAGUCAUUGGUUAAUGAGUUCCAGAUCUUUCUUGAAGCAAUUGAUAAAUGUUGCGAAGUGACACUUACUGGCAAUCAUCAAUAUCUGGGAGUCUAUGCCCUACUUUUCUUUAAAAGUGGAAGAGCUCGAGCGAUUGGGCUUCGUCUUGCUGGACGCAUGGGGAAGCUGAAGAGUGCAACAGAUUUGGAACCAUUGCAGCCUCUGUUAAGGAAAUACAUUUGGUUUCUAGAGACAGAGGUCAUACCAUCAACCUUGGACACUUCGAGGUCAAGAGUUCAGCUUGAGCGUAUAAAUGUAUGGCUUGGAAUGAAAACAUUGCUAGGAUUUCUUGAGGCCCCAGCAUUUGAAGAUGGGAUACUGGAGAAAUAUCCUGUUUUCCUAAGUAUUGUCCUCAACCAUGUCAGUGAUGACACACCAGAAUUUUCAUGUGCUAUUACGUGCCUUAGGGUGUCCUUCGAAAUGCUUGGAUGUAAACUUUGGUUGAGAACCACAAUAUCACCAAGCAUGAUGCGCAACACGCUAUUGGGUCAGUGUUUUCACACUCGAAAUGAGAAAAGCCAUAAAGAGAUUUUUGAUCUUUUCCUCCCAUUCUUGCAGUCUCUUGAGGCUUUGCAAGAUGGUGAGCAUGAAAAACAACGAAGACACUUCCUCUAUUUUCUCCUACAUCAAGUGACUCAGAGUAGUAACUUCAGUCACCUAACAAGAAAAAAUGCUCGUAAGAUUGCUCUUCUUAUCAUACAUCGUGGCUAUACAAUGAAUCCUCCAUGCCCACCUUUUGAGUGCGCUCAUAUGUGGGGUCCUUCUCUGGUCAGCUCACUGAAGGAUUCAUCUCUUCAUAGUUCUUUGCGUCAACCAGCAUUUGAUCUCAUCAAUACAAUCAUGAUUUCUGAUGCUUCUGCUUUGAUUUCUUUGAAGCUACAGUACCAUUCAGUUUCAAAGUAUAAUAUGAGAAUGUCAGCUGAUUUUAUUGAUGAUGAGGAUGAACUCCAGUUUUCCCAUGACAUUGAGGAGAAGGAUUACAGUUGUUGGAGUCUUUCUGGCAUCCAAAGCAAGCUUACCUCUCGUGAAUGUAAAGAAUGGACAUGUGUUCCUGCAUUAUGGUUUGAUGCUUUAAUUAAAGUGGAUCCAUCAAUCCUUCCUAUAUCUUUUUCGAAGGCUGUUUUUUGGGCUUUGGCUCAUAUUUCUAUGCUGGAGUCCAUGUCGAGUGUGGAGUUAUCACUAUCUGUAGAUGACUGGUUGUCAUCAUAUGCUGGAGAAAUUUCUUCAUCAUUGAUGUGGGAGGUUCCAAAUGGUUCCGAUGAUGGUGGAGAUGGGAAUGAGUCCAGAAACUCUGUUAAGGCAUUGUCGUUGUGUAUUCUUCUAAUAAGAACAUUCAAGAGGUUUGCUGCCCAUUUUAUCAUGCAAAUAGAGCAUCGUGAACUUCAGAAGCAGUGGACUUGGGAACCAAGAAUGGCUGAGAGCUUGAUACUUUUGCUUAUAGAUCCUAAUGAUAUCAUAAGGCAAGUUGAUAGGGUUAUAUUGGAGCAUGUUUCUAAUACAAGAGGUCUGACUUCUGGACUUCAAUUUCUUUGCUCUAGUCCAUCUUCUCUAUCUGCAAUGUUUUUGGGGCUGAGAUUUGCUUUAAAACAGAUCCAAGCGGAUUCCUUUUUGGGAAAUUUUCAUGAUCUCCACCACUUAUUUUUUGUCAUGCGUAAACUAUUAAAGGAAGUAGUUACUUCCCAGAAAUCACCUAUCAGCCAGGAUUUAAACUCUGCAAAGUUUGUAUCCGAGGGAGGAUUUUUGCGGCAACCUUGUUCUGACUAUCUCUCAGUUAGACCUGGAAAUUCGUCAAUUUUUGUGGGCACGAAAUCUUGGGAGAAAUUCUGUUAUUUCCUUUCAGCAACUAUAUGGCCUUCCAUAUUGAAAUGCUUAGAGGAAGGAAAGAAGCUUAUUAAUAGCAAGAAUUGUCAGAUGACAUGUGUUCGGCUACUGGAAGCACUUCCUGUUGUUUAUGAAAGGGUGAGCUCAUUAGCAAAUGAGUGGUCCGGGAGUUCAGGAUCCAUGGUGCCUGAACCUGAUAUUUUUGACAUUAGAUGGCUCUCUGAUUUGGUGGACUGGGGGAGGUCAUCUCUUCUUGUCAUUAGCAGACACUGGAAGCAGUGCAUGUUUGCUCUGCUGAACAUUUUACAAGGUUCACAUGGUGGCACAGCUCCAUGCACUAUUGAUGCCAUUGAAGCAAUCAUAUCACAAGAUGCAGUUGCAGUUGAUGAGUUGAAGGACAAAAUAUAUCACCUUGCAAUUUCAUUACACAAAGAAACUUCUCAGUCUAUUCUAGGCAAAGUAUUAAAAGCAAAGCCAUUAGUUCCUGAACCUUCCUUUGUGAAGGGAAGUCCUGCUCCAGAGAAUAGGGUCCGGGCCAACCAAGUUCUACAUGCCAAGGGCAAAGAGCCCACUACAAGUGUCAUUGUUGUAUCAGAUGAUGAAGCAGAAAAAGCAGCUUCCCCAAAUUUGGCUGGUAAAGAGUUACUAUCAGAUGAUUCUAUGGUUUUCAACAGUAGUAGUUCGAGAAACAUAUUUGAAACUGUUGUACCAAGAACAUAUGUCAAGGACAGUCAAAUUUCUUCCCAAAAGCAAGAUAAUGAUACUCAAGUUUCUUCGGCAGUUGAGUCAUCUGCUAGUGGAAGAAAAACAUCUCCCAUCCCCUUAAAAGGCAUAGGCGUAGACAAGCAACUGCGUAAGUUGUCUGAUGGCAAUGAGAUUGCUCCAUCACUUAAAAAAGCCAGCUCAUCUUCCCGACUUGUGCAUCCUCAAUCAUCAGCUCAAACUAUUCCUUCUGUGGAACCGGAAAAGGGGAAUGUUGUCAUUGAAGAUUUAAUACAUGAUGCUGAAGAUGAUCCCUUGGAAUGUGCACUUGGUAAUUCUAAACGUCCAAAAUUAGUCCUUACAAAGCCAAGCAUUUCUGCUCCCAAACGGCAAGUUGUUCACCUUCAAUUACCAAUGCAAAAUAAAACAGGUUUCCUUGGUAGAAGGCACAUGGGAAUUAGAAGGCUUAAGCCACCAAGAUUGAAUGAUUGGUAUAGACCCAUUUUAGAGAUGGAUUACUUUGCUGUUGUUGGGUUAUCUUCUGCUAAUGAAGUUGAGAACACAGCUUCAGCAAAUUUGAGAGAGGUGCCUUUAUGUUUUCAAUCACCAAACCAUUAUGUUGAGAUUUUUCGGCCAUUGGUUUUGGAAGAGUUCAAAGCUCAGCUACACAAUUCAUAUAUAGAGACUUCUUCAGAUGAGAUGUCCUGUGGCAGCCUAUGUAUACUUUCAGUUGAAAGGAUUGAUGAUUUUCAUCUUGUUCGGUGCCGUCCUGAUAAUACUGAGUCUUUAGUAUCUAGAGGGUGUGUAGAGAAUGACCUGGUUUUGCUCACCAAAGAGCCCCUUCAAAACUCUGCCCAGCAUGUGCACGUACUUGGAAAGGUGGAGAGACGUGAGAAGAGUGAUAAGAAUUGGUCAAUAAUUCUUGUAAUCAGGUUCUAUCUUCCAAAUGGUUCUUCACGUUUAAAUAAAGUGAGAAGGCUUCUUAUUGAACGGAGUAAAUGGUUUUUAAGUCGUCUUAUGAGUAUAACCCCUCAGCUCCGAGAAUUUCAGGCUCUUUCAUCACUACAUGAUAUCCCUAUGCUUCCAAUUAUUUUGAAUCCAUUUGAUGGUUCCCUUGGGUAUCCUGAAUCUGGGAAAGUUCAACUAGGCAAGCUUUCUCAGGCCUUGCAGAAAAUGUUGAUGUCCUCAUUUAAUGAGAGUCAGCUUCAAGCAAUCAGUGUUGCCAUCAGAAAACAGGAUUCCAGGAGAAAUUUUGAACUCUCUCUUAUACAGGGUCCUCCAGGUACUGGUAAAACUAGAACAAUUGUUGCUGUUGUAAGUGCAUUGCUUGCUUUACCGACAGUUUAUAACAACUAUUCCUCAAAAACACACAGCAGUGGUUCCAGAACAAAUAAUAUCACAUGCAGCAAUCCAAGAACACAGAUUGGCCAGGCAGCUGCUGUAGCAAGAGCUUGGCAGGAUGCAGCCUUCGCUAAACAAAUGAUUAAGGAUGCAGAAAAAGAUUCCUCUAGUCCAACAGAACGUCCUGUAAGAGGUAGGGUUCUUAUCUGUGCACAGUCAAAUGCAGCAGUUGAUGAACUGGUAUCAAGACUCAGUCAGGGUCUUUAUGGGAAUGAUGGAAAGUUGUACAAACCAUAUAUAGUGAGGGUAGGCAAUGCAAAAACAAUUCAUCCUAGUUCAUUGCCUUAUUUCAUUGAUACACUUGUUGAACAACGGUUGGCAGACGGCAUGAAAAACCAAACUGAUGCAAAAGAUGAUAUAGAUGUGGAGCCUUCUAGUUCUCUUCGUGCUAAACUUGAGAAGGUUAUAGAUGCUAUACGGUAUUAUGAAGCUAAGCGUGCUAAACUAGAAGAUGGUCAUGUGAACACAAAUAUUUCUCAAGACAACGAGCUCUCCAAGGAUGAGGAUGUACAAAAAGUAUCUAGUGCGGCAAUAGGAGCAAAGCUCAACAUUUUGUAUGGACAGAAGAAAGCAAUUUGUGGGGAGCUUGCUGCUUCUCAGGCCCGAGAAAAGAAAGUUUCUGAUGAAAGCAGGUCCCUCAAGCAUAAUAUUCGAAAAUCUAUCCUUAGGGAGGCUGAAAUUGUAGUAACGACACUCAGUGGAUGUGGUGGUGACAUUUAUGGGGUUUGUUCUGAAUAUGCUUCUAAUGGUAGAUUUGGAAAUUUUUCUGAACAAAUAUUGUUUGAUGUUGUUGUAAUUGAUGAAGCAGCCCAGGCUCUCGAGCCAGCAACAUUGAUUCCUCUUCAGCUUCUGAAGUCAAAUGGAACCAAAUGUGUUAUGGUUGGUGAUCCAAAGCAGCUUCCAGCUACUGUGCUUUCAAAUUUAGCCAGCAAGUUUUUCUUUGAGUGCAGCAUGUUUGAGCGAUUACAAAGAGCUGGUCACCCGGUGAUAAUGCUUACCGAACAGUAUCGGAUGCACCCUGAGAUAAGCAAAUUUCCAUCAUUGCACUUUUAUGAGAACAACUUGCUAAAUGGUGCUCAGAUGGACAACAGAAUAGCAGCAUUUCAUGAGAAUGCUUGUCUUGGUCCUUACAUGUUUUUUGAUAUUGCUGAUGGUUAUGAACAUCCUGGAAAAAAUCCUGGUUCUCUUUCCCUUUAUAAUGAGUUUGAAGCUGAUGCAGCUGUUGAAAUACUGAAGUUUUUUAAGAAAAGAUACCCAUCAGAAUUUGUUCCAGGAAGAAUAGGUAUCAUCACUCCCUAUAGGAGUCAACUUUCAUUAUUGCGUUCACGGUUUUCCAGUGCAUUUGGACCAGAAAUUGUUUCUGAUAUGGAGUUCAACACUGUUGAUGGAUUUCAAGGCCGUGAAGUAGACAUACUAGUACUAUCAACAGUUAGAGCUUCAAAUUCUAAUGCCAAAUCACGUACUAUCAACUCAACUGGAAUUGGUUUUGUUGCUGAUGUGAGACGCAUGAAUGUUGCUUUAACACGGGCUAAAUACUCUUUAUGGAUAGUCAGUAAUGCACGGACAUUGCAGACAAAUCUCCAUUGGGCUGCUUUGAUCCAGAACUCUAAGGAAAGAAAUUUGUUCAUUUCAGUUGAAAGACCAUAUAAGUCAAUAUUUGGGAAGGCUCUGUCCUCAUCCAGAGAAAACCAUACCUCUUCAAUGUUGGAUCUACAUUCAAGUAAACCAAAGCAGGGUCGAAGGUGCAAAGAUGCCAGCUCUGGAGAUCAAGCUGUGAACAUUAAAGCUAAAGGACAGAGAGGAAAAGCUAAACUCAUAGAUGAAAAUCUAGAAACACAUGCAAGCAGGUGUUCACGUGAUUGUGAUUUGACUAGUCGUAAGGGAGCAUGGAACUCAAAAAACAGUGGUCUUCAUGGUGGUGGUGUUCCGCAGCAGGAUUACAGAUGCCCUAAGGAUAUGGCCUCAACUAUAGAAAGACAAGAUGAAAGGAACAAGCCCCAUAAGCAGAGUCAUAAGUUGGCACAGACUGAGGACAUAGUAAAGAAAAAUUCUGCGUGUAAAAGAACACGGGACCGGUUCAAGGUCAAUGAACCAUUGGGAACAGAUUCUAUUAGUAGUUUGAUAAACAAAGCAAAAGAAGCACGGACAUUUUCUGAGCACCCUAAAUCUAGUUUGAGUCAUAAAGAUUCUUUAACUUUACCAUUUUCUGGGAAUGGAAAUAACAUUGCGAUUGACACAAACAAAAGUGAAUUGUCUAAACUAGCAGAACAAAAAGAUCUGAUCAUAGCAAGGAAGCGACAGCGUGAGGCUGUUGAUGCCCUGCUAUCUUCAGCUCUUAUAUCUUCAAAGAAGCCUGAAACUUCAUCAAAGCCUGUUCCCGUUAAGAAGCCACCUUCGGAUGAAGCUGCAAUAUGAGGCAUCUUUUACCAUCCAGAUAAGGUAAAGGCAACCACAUAUCUCUCAUGCAUCCAGCCGUGCUCCUGGCCAAUGGAAGCAGAGAACCGACAUUAUCAUUUAUUAUAUGAAGAUUUCAUCCAGAAAAACAAUCAGUUAAAAGGGCCAAAAACGGACACUGUAAGUGAAAGUCAACUGGGCAGAAACUGUAUUUCUAAACUUCACAUAUCGUUCUAUUCAUUUGCUUUAUAUCUUGUUGUGAGAUUCGAGUUGAGCAGACUGAGAGAAGAAAUUCAUUCCUUUCUGAUCAGAUCAGGUUGGUAAGAUGUCAUAAUUUAGAUCAAUCUAUCCCAACAAGUUGAAUUUUUCAGCAGUGUACAUGCUCGUGACUUCAGUGUGAACAAAAGUUCACAGGCUUCAAAUUUGGAACAUUCUGUUUUAUUUUAUUUUAUUUUUAUGAUUGAUGAAUUGAUCAUGUAUUUUGGUAUUUUGGCAUAUAGAUUUCUUCAAAGGGUUCCUAGAGUCCAUUCAGAUGAAUAUGUCUACAUUUUGUUCUUGCUCUUCCUAGUUUUCCAGGCCGCCUUUGUGAGUGCUCUACAUUCUCAAGUUGUUUCAUGCAUGUCUUCA
Molecule: messenger RNA, 7784 nt
Organism: Elaeis guineensis (African oil palm)
Lineage: Eukaryota; Viridiplantae; Streptophyta; Magnoliopsida; Arecales; Arecaceae
Molecular function (GO): helicase activity
Source: RefSeq, a predicted model, not a curated record